GGAAGUGAUUGACGUGUUUAAAGUUAAGAGAAAACGAGAAGAUAUUCGUUCUCGUACAUACAAACAACUUGAAAACCACCAAAUGCUUUGGCAUGGCUCUGGUGUGACCAACUUUGUUAGUAUUCUGUCCAAAGGCCUGCGAAUCGCACCAAAAGAGGCUCCGUCCACCGGCUUUAUGUUCGGCAAGGGAAUUUACUUCGCGGAUAUUGUCAGUAAAUCAGCAAAUUAUUGUCAUCCAACCUACGGAGAUAACAUUGGUUUGAUGCUGUUGUGUGAUGUUGCAUUAGGAAAAAGUCGGAAUCCAAAAUACGCAGCAAAUUUGAAAGGUCUGCCGAAUGAAAUUGAACAGUCGGUUAAGGGUUGUGGCCAAACAUUUCCAACCGAAUAUUCAACGCUUGAUGGUGUGAAAGUAGCAGUUGGUGGUCUUCAAAAAGCCGAUUUUCCCACAGCUCUACAGUACAACGAAUACGUUGUUUACGAUAUUUCACAAGUGAAAAUGAAAUACUUGGUCAAAUUAAAAUUUAACUACAAAAAAUGAACAAAUAGAUAGUCAAUUGUCAAUUGUCAAUUUAAUUUCCAAAAAUAAAAAUCGUUGAAUUAACGAAAUUAUCGCAUUUGAAUUCAAUUCCCAUUCGUACUACGAACCAACCGUGUUUCCCGAUGCAACGAAAACAAUUCUGUCAAGCGCCAAAUUGUAGGCAACCUGUUAACAUAUUGAACAUAAACAAAGUUUGACAGUUCACCGCGUUCAAAUGCAUGACAGCAAACAGAUAAUAACAGUAUUAUAAAUGAGUGUUUGCUGAACGCACGUACUAACCAGUCAUAGAUUCGUCAACACACAAACGACAUGCUUUUUAUAGACUGCAAACAUUUGUGUUUGUGAUUAUAGCUUUGUAAUGCUCGUUUCCGACGAAUUGUUCGUUCCAACAAUCUGAAUUUUUGUGAUAGCCAAAUGAAAAAGUGCCAAAUAUGAACAAUUCACUACCGUACAAAGUUCUUUAUUCUCCCGGUGAUACAUGCUGUAAAAAAUGUACCAAAAUCAUUCAACCCAAUCGAUUGCAAAUGGCAAUUAUGAUUCAGUCGGAUGACGACGAUUGUCAUUUUCCAGAAUGGUAUCAUAUGAAGUGUUUCUUCAAGACGUGUCUACCUCGAACAGAAGCCGCAUUUGACGGUUUUGCCAAUCUACGCUACGAACAUCAACUCGCGAUAAAAGUGCAUUUAGGCACAUUGGAAAUCGAACCGGAAAUUGAAACCAUUCGAACACCAAAGUUACCCGAUUUUGGCAUUGAAUAUGCGAAAAAAGAACAAGAUUCAUGCGCAGCAUGCCAACAAAAAAUCAAAAAAGAUGAAAUACGCAUAAUGAACGUUGCCUACGACAUAAGUCGGAAUACAGCAUAUGAUGGCAGAGCAAUGUGGUAUCAUGUGAUAUGUUUUGUGGGAGUAAGAACUGAACUCGGUUGGCUACAAUCCGCCGAAUCACUGCCUGGCUUCAAACGACUGUCCGAAGAGGACAAAGAAAUUGUGAACAACCAAAUACCUAUGAUCAGUCGAGAACUGUAUAAGCCCACCGAAACCAGAACCAAUCCAAAUCAAGUUGAUUUAGAGAAGCUCAUUGAAGUUCAAAAUAAUGAAUACUACGAGCUAUACGAUAACCUUGCCAAGUACGUUUCAGAUGAAGAUCAAAUCCUUAUGCUGCGUGCCAACAUCCAAAUGAUACCAAACUCCAGAACUGAGCUUCUACAUCAUUUGACUGAUGUCAUUUAUUUUGGCGCGCUAAACCCAUGUGAAAGCUGCGGAACAGGCGAAUUGAUUUUUGUCAAUUCCACAUAUGUGUGUUCGCACAUCUCAGCUUGGUCCAAAUGCAGCAAUGACGUGAAAGAACCACAACGACGUAGCACAGUUAUAGCCGAUCAUUUGCUGGCCAAGUAUCCGUUCCUGAAAACCGAUCAACCCGUUCGUACGCGAGCACUGCAUUCUUUUCGCCUGACCGAUGAAAAUGGUCAAGAUUUGGUUCAUACGCCAUACCGGCAUCCACCACUAUUCAAUAUGGAAUUUGCCCUGGUCGGCAACUUGGGAAAACCAGAACAAGAAAUUGAGAAAUCAAUUCGAAAACUUGGAGGUAAAGUGGUGUCAAUAAUUCAUGACAAACUGGCCGCAGUCAUCUCGAACCCACAGGAAGUUAAAAAAAUGGGAUUUCAAAUGGUUCAGGCAAAAAAAUACAAUAUUCAAGUGAUCUCCGUUGAGUUUUUGUCUGAGGCAGUUGUGGCCGAUCCAAUGCUAUACAUAAUUAGCCGAAGUCUAACCGAUUGGGGUGGAGAUCCGUAUGCUCGUAUCGAACAAAGUGAUGUGGUUUCUAGACGAGAUGCGGAAUUUUACACGAAAUCACUACCUGACAAAAUGACCUACAAAUGGAAAGACGGUUGCGCCGUCGAUCCCGAGUGUGGUUUGGAGGAUAAUGCUCACGUAUACAGCCAAUCAAUGAACGGAAGACGAGUGAAAUUCUCGGUGAUUUUGGGGCUCGUUGACAUUGAAAAUGACAAGAAUUCCUAUUAUCGUAUCCAGUUACUGGAAUCUAACGAACUAAAAUUGUAUUGGAUAUUUGAAUCAUGGGGUCGUAUAUCCACUUGCAUUGGCUCAAAGCGCCUCACAAAUUAUGGCCGGCUAAAAGAUGCCAUUGAACGUUUCAAGGUGCUGUUCAAGGAGAAAACGGGGAAUAAUUUUGGAAACAUAAGAUUCAUCAAGCGCACCGGUCAUUAUUACCAUCUUGACAUUGAAUUUGGCCCAUCCAAACAGGCAUUGGAUACAAUGAUUCAAAGCAAAUUGAGGCUACCCGUCUAUCAGCUAAUGCAAAUGCUUUUCGAUCUUAAGCAAAUGGAAAACAUGAUGGUCAGCUGUGAUCUUGAUCUUAAGCAGAUGCCACUAGGAAAAAUCAGUGCGAAUCAAAUUCGAUCAGCGAUGACCGUGCUCAAGGAGAUUUCGAAAUUGAUUUCGCGAAACGGAACGCUCGCCAAACUUCGAGAGGCUUCGAAUAAGCUUUACACUUUGAUACCCCACGGUUUUGGUGUUUCAAGGCCACCAAUUAUAGACUCCAUCCAAACGGUGAAUGAAAAGAAUGAGUUGUUGGAGAGUUUACUCAACAUGGAACUGAUCUAUGAAUUUCUUGGUGGAAAUAAUGACAAAUGUAAUCCGCUUGACGCUUGUUAUCUGAAAUUGAAAGCCGACAUCGAACCAGUCGAAAAGCACUCAGCCACAUACAUUGAAAUUUAUAAUAUUGUGCAGAACACUCACGGGGCCACCCACAAUCAGUAUACACUUGAAAUCCUAGAACUUUUUAAAGUCACACGGGAAGGAGAAGACAACCGUUUUCAGGCAUACAACAGUCUCACAAACCAUCAGCUGCUCUGGCAUGGAUCGCGUCUCACAAAUUACGUCAGCAUUUUGUCGAGUGGAUUGAAAAUUGCCCCACCAGAAGCACCAGUUACUGGCUAUAUGUUUGGGAAGGGAAUUUAUUUUGCUGAUGUCAUCAGUAAAGCGGCCAACUAUUGCCUGACGAAUCGAACCAAUAACAUUGGAUUAAUGUUACUAUGCGAAGUUGCAUUGGGGCAAACACAAGAUCUUUAUUUUGCAAAUGGCAACAUUACCGGACUCCCGAAUCAGCAACAACAGUCCGUUCGAGCGUGUGGCGCUACAUUUCCAACGAGGUAUUCAAUGGUCGACGGUGUGUAUGUGGCAUCAGGCAAUCUGUGUCGAGCUCAAUUCCCAACCGCUCUUCACUACAACGAAUACGUCGUCUAUGACCCAGCACAAGUGAAAAUCAAGUAUUUGGCCAAAAUGAAGUUCAAUCACAAAUAAGCAGACAGGAUUUAAGUUUCGAUAUAUCUCAGCGUAUUAAUCAUUUCGUAUUCCAAUUUUUUCUAUAUAUUUUCGGUGAAAACGAUAUAAUUAUAGUUUUAUUUAAUAGCAAGUAAGAUGAACCAAUAAUCUCCAAGGAAGAAAUAUUUUUGUACUCGUUUUAUAGACAUUUCUGUGUUGAAUCGAGGAUACUUAUCAUGAUCUGAAAAAAAAAAUCUACUCUCUAUAUUCGUAUUAAGAUUAACCAAACCAUGUAUUACGUGAGAAGAUGUGUCCGAAAAGAAAUUUUAUAUGUUUCACACGAAACGAGUAAAAUCAAGCAGUUAAUUUUUGUUCGUGUUGAGAAGCAAUCAUGAUCAAAACCAUUGGGUAGUAGUAGGUAGUAAUUAUCAUUAUUAAGAGAUAUUAUUGAAUAUAUGUUAGUCAAUCGUGAAUUUAUUAAAAAUGAAGUCUAUUUAAAAAAUAAAUAAAUACGCAACCAUUACUGGUGUUCUUGACCGAA
Molecule: messenger RNA, 4354 nt
Organism: Sitodiplosis mosellana (orange wheat blossom midge)
Lineage: Eukaryota; Metazoa; Arthropoda; Insecta; Diptera; Cecidomyiidae
Product: poly [ADP-ribose] polymerase-like
Exons: 13
Coding region: 970-3852 (960 amino acids)
Cellular component (GO): nucleus
Molecular function (GO): NAD+ poly-ADP-ribosyltransferase activity; DNA binding; NAD binding
Source: RefSeq, a predicted model, not a curated record